AUGAAGUCAGUGCCUUUUGCUGGUAUGAAGAUCGAAGAAGGAGCAAACUGGAUUCAUUUUGCGGAAGAGCACGACGUUAAUCCGCUUCUACCCCUACAAGUUAAGCACAACUUAAAAGGACGUCUGUCCAAUUAUAGCGACUUUUGUAUGAGGUGAGUUAGCUAACAUCGUUAAUCAAACUACUUUCGACAGUCGUUUCGAUUGACCCGCAAAGACGAGGAUGCUUGUCAGAAAAUCGAAACUGAAACCCAAAGAAGGACCAAUCUGGGCGUGGUUCAUGCUUAUUUCAACCCCUCAAGGAGACCAGGCUCCGACAAAGCAUAAGGCAUUUCAGCAUUUCCUUUUAUAUAUAGAGAAUACUUCAUGGAAAGUGCGGGCGUACGGUAUUUACGCACGAGUUGUUGACGUAUCAGAAAUUGAACGAGUGAGCGCAGCGAACGAGUAAGAUUUCUGAUACAAAAAUAACGAGUGCGUAAAUACCGUACAAAGCACUUUCCAUGUGGUAUUGUGUUUAUUAUAUACAUACUGAGACAUUCAUCAUUUUGGCGGCCUUUUUAUUUUAAAUCUUUCAAAAAUGCUAAAAUUUGCCGCUACACACUUACCGCAAAAUGACAACGAAAACUUUACUCGUUGAAUGUGUGCGAAGCGGCGCUGCAAGCUGCAAUAAAAGGCGGGAAUUUUGGCGCGAAACCCACACACCUCUGUGCCUUCUGAUUGGACGUAUCAUUUUUCUCACACGUGAAAAAACAUCGUUCGCGAUUCUGAUUGGACGUAUCAUUUUUUUUCACGUGUGAAAACCAUCGUUCGCUCCUCUGAAUGGCUAGAACUAAUUUGCGUACGAAAAUUUACGACAUAGCUUUUUGGUGAGUAUUUCUCAGUAUGUAUAUAAUAAAUACAUGUACUAGAUAAAAGUACUUGACCUGGACGAAAUAUUAUAUCAUGAAACUCGGAGUAGCAAUAAAUGGUAACGACCACUUAGUCCAGUCCGCCAGUUUACUUAUAUUGAUUCUGCUCUACUCUAACUACAGUGUAUUGAGCACUCUUAUGGUCCAUGAGGACAUCAGUCUGCAUGGAUACUCGGCAGUCAUAUACUAAAUAUAUAUUUUUUUUACGCGCAGCCUAUGGCAAUACUAUUUUAUUAUAGGUAACAAAAUGUUGCUGAAUUUAUGUGACUCUCCAUUUUAGAGAUCGGCGCGUAGCAGCUUCGCUCUGUUGCAGAAAUGGCGCCGAAAUCACGUGUGAACAUGUACAGAAGCCCUAUUCGGUAUAGUCUGCUACACAGCCGUUUUUAGUGUCGUCACGCAACGCUCCUCCCCACUAACUAGUGGGGAGGAGCGUUGCGUGACGACACUAAAAACGGCUGUGCAGCAGACUAUAUUCGGUAUGGUUUUUGAGCCGGCGCAAACGCUAUCCGGAAAGAGUGUGAACAUAGCGUUAGUUGCUUGAUAAAAUCAAAAUUUUGCGCCUCACUAUUCCAUGCGCCGAAGCAGUUUAACCAGAGCUCAGUACAAUAUGCAAAUUUAUAGCUGAAAUUUUGAAAGAACCUUUCGCAUGAGGGAUGUAUCAGAUGUAUAGUAUACAGCUAUUUCGAGGAAGAUUGUCGAAAAAAAAGGUGCACGCGACAAUUGCGAAAGGUAAUAUGGGGUACGAUCAAUUCCCUGUUCUUGACACUGUAGCUUUCGAACCUACUUUUGUUACCUUCCUAUAGCACUUGCAAACAUAUAUUCAUGGCCUCUCGUCCCAUUCUCUCAAAUUUCUUUGAAGAACAGUGAACUCAAAACCACCCACAAUACCUUUCGAGAUUGUCGCGUGCACUUUUUUCGACAACCUUUCUCGAAAUAGCUGUAUGUAUAGAAGAUACACUCUACAAUUGAUGUUAACAUGUUUUAAUUAAUUCAUGUUUGCAUAUUCUCACAGAAACGAUUUUGGCAAAGACAUAACCAAUCUGCGUCUGUAUAAAAAAUGGGAGGAAGUAAGCGAAAAGUUGUUUGAGAUGGGCGAGGAAAGGGGAGACCAAGAUCAUCCUCCCAGAGAUAUGCCUAUUUCAGUUGCACUAAAGCUUCUUGGCUGGCGCUCAAACACUCCAGCAAAGAAGGCCUUGUCGUGGUUUGAGCUCGAUUUUGAAUACGGUGUUGGCGAGGAAGAGACUUCCUUAAACAAUAUGGCAUUUCCUCCCGAGGAGGAUUUCUUCGUUACUGAUCAAAGAGGCUACUGGACGAUUUUCAGUGACUUUUACAAGCCUUUUCAAGACAAAAUCUUGCUGAACAAGGCGGUUAGAAAGAUUCGGUAUUCUGACGACAGCGUUACCGUUGUUACAAAUGACGGGGAGGUCUUCAGCGCAGACUACGCUUUGUCCACGUUUAGUUCUGGCGUUCUUGGCAGUAAUUUCAUAAGGUUCUCACCCCCGUUACCUAAGUGGAAGAGAGAAGCAAUUUAUCGUUUUAGACCUGUUUACUUCACAAAGAUUUUCCUGAAGUUCCCGUACGAUUUCUGGGAUGAUCAUGAAUGGAUUAUGCAUGCCUCCCAAAAACCAGGCAAUUUUCCAACUUUCUACGACCUGAAUCGACCAGGAUUCUUUCCUGGAUCAAACGUUCUUUUCACAGUGGUAACAGGGAAUGAAGCACUGAGAGUAGAAAAACAACGCGAGUCGAAAACAAAGAAAGACGUAAUGGACACCCUAAGGAAAAUGUAUGGCAACAAGAUACCGGAAGCGACAGGUAAGUAGCAACGUUUUGGUCCUUACUCUCACCAUAUAAAUUAGAAACCUGAAACACUAUUUUAAGAAACUUUUACUAAAAAUGUCCCUUGCAAUAUUAAGCCUUAAAUUGAAAUAUUCCCAAUUGAUUUGAAAUGUCUAUCAAACUUUUAUCUGUGUUCAUGGACAGGAUUGUCGGUUAAAGGGAACGAAAUUUGAAACAAUCCGAGUGCGGAAGUCUUUAUCUGAGUCAAAGUGUAUAGUAUUCUCGAGCGCAAGUUAUAAUGUAAAUUUAAAAGUCUGCAUGGUUAUUGGCCUGACUGGUCAAUUAAGUGAGAAUAUUAUUAUUAUUACUAUUUAAUAUUAGAACUUAUUAUUAUUAUUAUUAUUAUUAUUAUUAUUAUUAUUAUUAUUACUAUUUGUCUCUGGUUGAGUCGUGACGUCUUUUGCUUUGAUGACUCUCAUUGGUUCGAGACUGACGAAUUUUUUACCAUGAACCUAAUUCUUACCCAUGUUGGGUGAUCCUGAAGAAGAUUUUCAGGGUAAGACUUCGUUAAUCAACCCUCUUAUUUCAAUGAGUACAUAUCGCGUCUUCCAAUUAAUUCAGUUCUAAUUUUUUAUAUAUCUUUUAUACCGAGUGUACCUUAAAGGUUUUUUUUCUGUGUUGCAUUCAGAUAUCCACGUCAGCAAAUGGUCACAGAACCCCUUCGUGCGCUGUGCAUGGACAGAUCCUGUGGUGGGAACGAGCUGGGGACACUACGAAAACAUGUCCGGUCGACUGAAGAAUCUUUUCUUCGCAGGCGAGAGCACCAGUCAAGAAUAUUAUGGCUACGUACAGGGAGCGUACUUUACUGGGCGUGAUAAAGCUGAAGAGAUAGUUAGCUGCAUCAAGGGAGGAAAGUGUGAAGCAUACACGUCUGCCACAGAAGAAAUUUAA
This is a messenger RNA of Porites evermanni, 3632 nucleotides long. Lineage: Eukaryota; Metazoa; Cnidaria; Anthozoa; Scleractinia; Poritidae. The record is from the annotation of a GenBank genome assembly.